AUGUCAAUUUAUUCUUCCUCAUUCGAACAACUCGUGUUGAUAUCUGUGAUGUACAAGAAGCAGCACAGCAUUAUUGUCGAGUGCCAUUGUUUGUGUGGAUCUGUGGGAGUGGGGAAAGGCGAUAACUGUCGUGCGAGAGGAAAAUCCGAGCGGGUGGAAGAAUAUUACCGCUGGAAGGGACUUCGAUCCUUCGCACCCGUGGCACUUCGAUUGCCCUCUGCUCGAAUGGUUUCCACUUCCACUCAGAAGGCCGUCGCUGCCGCUGCUCCGACCACCAAAUUGACUCAGCAGCAGAACUUGGAUCUGCUCAACAAACAGCGUGCUGCACGACCUUCCAGUCCGCAUUUCACCAUCUACCAACCGCAGAUCACGUGGUACCUGUCGAUCAUCAACCGUAUCACUGGUACUGGUCUGAGCGUUUUGAUGUACGCAUACUUCGCAGCUUAUGCGGGGUACCCACUCUUUGGCUCAGCAGAAGCCCUCUCCUCCGCCUCCCUCACCGACUUCGUUGCGACUCUGCCAGCUUGGUUCAAGACUGCCGUCAAGGUCCCCCUCGCUCUCGCGUUCACCUUCCACUCCUUCAACGGUCUCCGUCACUUGGCUUGGGACUGGGGCUAUGCACUCACCCUCAAGGGCGUCUACUCCACCGCGUAUGUGGUCAUGGGCGCUACCGUCCUCGGCACCGUCGGUCUGUUGAUGAUUUAA
Messenger RNA from Pseudozyma hubeiensis SY62, 705 nucleotides. Its product is annotated as succinate dehydrogenase cytochrome b560 subunit. Gene Ontology annotation, molecular function: electron transfer activity; succinate dehydrogenase activity. NCBI's taxonomy places the organism in Eukaryota, Fungi, Basidiomycota, Ustilaginomycetes, Ustilaginales, Ustilaginaceae. Gene Ontology annotation, biological process: tricarboxylic acid cycle; mitochondrial electron transport, succinate to ubiquinone. The transcript is spliced from 3 exons. The coding region runs from base 1 to 705 and encodes 234 amino acids. The record is from RefSeq and is a predicted model, not a curated record. Gene Ontology annotation, cellular component: membrane.